Messenger RNA from Pieris macdunnoughi, 1038 nucleotides. The record is from the annotation of a GenBank genome assembly. Lineage: Eukaryota; Metazoa; Arthropoda; Insecta; Lepidoptera; Pieridae.
AUGGAAAACCUCGAUGACUUUGUGGAAUUUUAUGAGUAUUCACGAAAACACCGAGCAUCAGGGCCUAGAUGUUAUUUACGUGACUUUUCAAAUCCCUUUGAAAAAUAUAGCGUUGCUGAAUUUCAUUCCCGAUUUGGGUUCACUCAAAAUUCUGUUAAAAAUAUUCUAAUGCCUUUAUUAGAGCCUGAUCUAAAAGCCACCUCCAGGAGGGGAUUGCCUUUUCCUCCUGAAAUCAUGGUUUUAUUAACAUUACGAUAUUUCGCAACUGGUAGUUUUCAGAAACUUGAUAGCAAUGAUAUGAAUAUUUGCCAACAGUCAAUGUCCCGUAUAGUCACUAGAGUUGCAAAUGCUUUAGCAAAGAAAAUGAAAAAAUUUGUUAAAUUUCCCUCAAGAUUUGAAGAUGUUAAUAAAGUAAAACGCAUGUUUUACAAUAUUGCUAAUUUUCCUGGAGUAAUUGGGUGUAUAGACUGUACACAUAUUAAAAUAAAAAACCCUGGUGGAUUAUCUUCAGAGGUUUUUAGAAAUAGCACAGGUUAUUUCUCAAUCAAUGUGCAGGCAGUAAUAGGACCAAGUUUGGAAUUCUACAAUAUGGUUUCCCGAUGGCCUGGAAGCACUCAUGAUAGUUUUAUUUAUAACCACAGUGCUCUUAAGCAACAACUUGAUUCAGGGAACAUUCAGGGUGUUUUACUUGGUGACAAUGACUAUUCUGUAAGCAAUGUCCUACUUACACCAUUUCUGUCACCAAAUUCACAUGCACAAGAAAAAUACAAUCAGAGUCACAACAUGACAAGAAAUGUUGUGGAAAGGGCAUUUGAUGUCUGGAAAAAAAAGUUUCCAUGCCUCCAAGAGGGCAUGGCAAUUAAAAUUGAAACUGUGGUUGCUGUUGUUUGUGCAUGUGCAACACUACAUAAUAUUUCUUUGCAAUUAUGUGAAACAUUAAAUAGUGAUGAGGAAUUAGUUGAUUUGGAUUUGUCACAAGAAAAUAAUAACUCUGGCUCAUUGUUUAGACAAACACUUGUGGACAAAUAUUUUGAGUAA